GUUCUUCUCGAAAUUUCUCCCCAUAGUAGCGCUUUAUAUCUACUUCCGUUGUUUAUUCCAGAAACUGAUUAUAACGUGCACAGGCCUAACUUCUUGAAAUUCCCUUUAAAUUUUGAUAAUAUGGCCAAAUGGGGAGAAGGAGACCCACGGUGGAUAGUCGAAGAACGUCCAGACGGAACAAAUGUGAACAACUGGCAUUGGGUAGAGAAGAAUGCAACAGGAUGGUCAAAAGAUAAACUUAAAGAAUUACUUGUGGGAAUGGUGAUAGAAGAUGAAGAAUAUUUUGGUGAGUUAACAGAAUUGACAAGCAUAGAUGGUGAAGCUACAGCUAAUAACAGAAAAGCUAAAUUGAUAUUCUUUUAUGAAUGGGUUCUCAAAGGAGAAUGGUCAGGAAAAUUGAAAUCAGGGGACAAGAAACACAAAGGAAAAUUUAACAUUCCAAAUUUGAGUGAGGAAAAUGAUGCAGAUGAAGUUGAUGUUGAAUUUUCCUGCAACACCCAGACUGAUGAAAGUUAUAAAGUUAAAGAAUUUUUAAGGAAGAAAGGAACUAAAGAAAUUCAAAAUAAACUUGCAAAAUACAUUGCUGAUUUGACACAAGAAUAUGGUAAAGGAGUUAUUUUGCCAACCAAAAAUGGACAGCCUGAUGCAAAAAAGUUAACCAACUCUACAAAUAAAGCCAGAGAAGAAUUAAACAAACUUGUAGUUUCAUCACCAAAAAAAGAAAGUAAAAUUGGAGUAAAAAUUCAUACAAAGAAAUUAACUGGUAAACAUGAAUUCAUGUGUUCAGCGCAGGACUUAUACAGAUGUUUAACUGAUAUUGGAAUGGUGCAAGCAUUUACUGGGGGACCAGUUGAAAUGGAAGUAGAAAAAGGGGGAAGGUUCUCCUUAAUGCAUGGCAAUGUUACUGGAGAAUUUGUUGACUUGGUACCUGGGAAGAAAAUGGUUCAGCGAUGGCGAGUUAAAUCUUGGCCAGAUGCCCAUUAUUCAGAAGUGACUUUUGACUUUGAAGAAAAAGAGGGUGUAACAGAACUCUUCUUAACUCAAACCGGUGUACCUGAUAGUGAAUUUGAAAGAACGAAAGAAGGAUGGGUAAUUAAUUACUGGAACAGAAUCAAGCAGACAUUUGGAUAUGGAGCAAAUAUAUUUUGACGGCAGUAGAAAUGAAAUCGAUCUCCAAGGCAACAAUCUACACGUCUUUCAC
Molecule: messenger RNA, 1201 nt
Organism: Mytilus trossulus (common blue mussel)
Lineage: Eukaryota; Metazoa; Mollusca; Bivalvia; Mytilida; Mytilidae
Product: activator of 90 kDa heat shock protein ATPase homolog 1-like
Exons: 9
Coding region: 121-1149 (342 amino acids)
Biological process (GO): protein folding; positive regulation of ATP-dependent activity
Cellular component (GO): cytosol
Molecular function (GO): ATPase activator activity; protein-folding chaperone binding
Source: RefSeq, a predicted model, not a curated record